This is a messenger RNA of Dioscorea cayenensis subsp. rotundata (Guinea yam), 790 nucleotides long. RefSeq lists its product as uncharacterized. Bases 1 to 756 code for a protein of 251 amino acids. The transcript has 2 exons. Lineage: Eukaryota; Viridiplantae; Streptophyta; Magnoliopsida; Dioscoreales; Dioscoreaceae. The record is from RefSeq and is a predicted model, not a curated record.
AUGUUGCUAUCGACCAUUGAAUUUCAAUCUAACAGUUUCAACAGUAAAACCAAGACCACCACCCCAUCAAAAGUACUCCAUUCAUGGAAGACAACAUCAACAAGAAGAAGAAGAAGACAACAACAACAACAACAACAAGAAGCAAAGAAAUCAAACAAAGAAGAGGCCCCUACUACUACUACUACUACUGCUACUGCAACUCACUUCAAGUGUAGUUCUGAAGUUAAAGGCAUUCGUUUUGGUGGCCAAAUCAUCAUCAAAUCCUUCACCAUUAGAAGAGCAACAACCAUUGAACUUCUAACUCUUCUCUCAUCUCCAUCUCCAUCUCUCUUCACUUCCACCAUCACUUACAUUCCCACAAACUUCACCAUCCUUGCUCACCAUGCAUGGCAUACUUUGACUUUAGGCCUUGGUACUAAGAAAUCCAAAGUUGUCAUCUUUAUGUUUGAGAAUGAGAGCUUGAAGAUGAGUGUGGAGAGGUUGUGGGGAGGAGUAGUGGUUCUUGGUGAUGUAAAUAAGAAGAUGAUAAGAGGGUUGAGUGGGUGUGAAAUGGCAAGGUUUAAGUUUAGGAAAGGGUGUCUUACUUUUUAUGUUUAUGCAGUGAGGAGGUUGGGAUCUUGUGGGUUUAAUAAAGCUGAUGAUUUGAGAUGUAUUUUGGAGUCUCUUGUUGGUUUGAAUGAUUUCUUGGAUCACACUGCCAUGCUUGCACUUCCUUCACAGCAAUCCAUCACUUUCUCUUUUCCUCUUCCUCAUUGAUUAAGUUUGACUGUUUGAGUUGAGUUCCUUCAAA